Mesorhabditis belari is the source of this 684-nucleotide messenger RNA. NCBI's taxonomy places the organism in Eukaryota, Metazoa, Nematoda, Chromadorea, Rhabditida, Rhabditidae. The record is from the annotation of a GenBank genome assembly.
AUGGAUUCGUAUAAACAAACGAUUUGGAUCUACACAGUGGGAGGACUGGGAAUUCUUCUCAAUCUCUUGCUUCUCUACAUGAUUGCAACCGAUCGAGCGAAAGGUGGUGAUGGACGUUUCACGACUCUUUUUGAUCGUUGGUAUGGUAUUCUCGCAUUGACAAUUGCUCAUUUUGCCGGCGGUAUCCUCUAUGGGCUUUCGUGUGACUUCACAAUGAAACCAACUCCCGAACGUGAAAUGAUCAGCCGAGAUGAGCUUUUGUUUCGAUACAAUGUCUCUAUUGACAAUCUCGGUUAUAUUGGACCCGUUUACAAACUAAUCGAUGAAACAACUGGUGAAAGCAAGUUUUUAAUCACAAACAUGCUUGGCUCGUUUGGCUGUUGCGUGAUGCAGUUGACGAUCUAUUGGACGAUUUGUGCGGCGGGCAUGAAAUUAUAUUUCUUUGUCCAUUCGGCUCUGAUCAGUGACAAAGCAAAAGCGGUCAACUUUCAGCUACUUCGGUUAUUAUUGAUUCAAGCUUUAGCUCCUUUGAUUUUCGAAUACAUCCCAGCGAUGAUGACGAUUUGGGGAGGAUUUCUGGGUCUUCCCUUGGAAAACUGUGCCAUGUACAUUCCUGUCCUAAUCGCUUGUUACUCUCCGACUGAAGCAAUCAUGGUCAUAUUUGGAUUUGCGAAUGAAAGAGUU